Molecule: messenger RNA, 630 nt
Organism: Adineta ricciae
Lineage: Eukaryota; Metazoa; Rotifera; Eurotatoria; Adinetida; Adinetidae
Source: the annotation of a GenBank genome assembly
AUGAAACAUGUUCUGGUUUUGCAACGUGAUGAAAAAGAGAUCAUUAGAACUUCCUUUGUUCUAAAUUUCAAACAUUUUGCUACUAAUUGGCUCAAGUUCUGCUCAUUUAUCGCCCACCCUUCUGCUGACGACAGUCAGCCGUCUCUAUCUCGUCUUCGUCGACAAACAACACCAGCUCUUCCCACUUCGCGUGAUUUUGACAUUCCUGACAGAUACGGUGAAACUCUCGCCGGCAAACCGUUUCUUCUCAUCGAUACACUGAUCCGCGGCAAGAGAAUGUUGGCAUUCGCAAACGAAUUACAGCUGGUCAUCCUAUUUAAGUCGAAACAUAUCUUUAUCGAUGGCACUUUUUCGGUCUGUCCACCAUUUUUCGACCAGGUCUUUAUUAUUCAUGGCGUUCACCACGAACAUGUUGUGCCCUGUGUCCUCGCUCUACUUCCUGGCCGAUCUGCUACCGUCUACAAACACCUAUUCGAGACGCUUGACGAGCAAGCCACAGAUUUAGACAUGUCUUUCGAACCAGAAAUGAUCACGAGCGCCUUCGAGAGUGGCUUGAUCAAGGCUGUGCAACAGCAUGUAUGUUUUCUACAUCGGUGUGAAGCUAGCACCAUCAAACUAAGGAUUUUCUGA